Haliotis rufescens (red abalone) is the source of this 4322-nucleotide messenger RNA. RefSeq lists its product as uncharacterized. NCBI's taxonomy places the organism in Eukaryota, Metazoa, Mollusca, Gastropoda, Lepetellida, Haliotidae. The record is from RefSeq and is a predicted model, not a curated record. Bases 104 to 3634 code for a protein of 1176 amino acids. The transcript is spliced from 12 exons.
UUUACCCUACAUGGGUGAAGCAGGUUAUGGCUUUGCCUACCAGGAAAACUCGCAGGGCCUGGACAAUGUGCCCCCCACUGACUGACAGUCAUACACCGAGAUCAUGAGGGCAGCGUGCCCCACUCCAGUCUCCGUGAUGGAGGAGGCCCCCUCCCCCCGGAGUGUGGGGAGCUACCAGAACCCACUGUAUGUCAGGACCAGGGUAUCUAAGGGAUUCGCGUGUCGAAAGCCGAGCCUAUGUCGAAAGCCGAGCCUACGUGACCCUUGGGUUCGGGAAAAGCCCUUGUCCCCUCCCAGCAACCUUCAAGGGACAUGCAUCCUCCAGAGAAAGCCGCGCCCGCACGAUAGGGGCCUCAACCCGCCAGCUACCCCCAGGACCCCCUCGCCUACAGCACGGCCAGAGGAGAUCCCGAUCACUAUGUUCCGUGAUAAUUCGGAGUGCUAUGACUGGGGGUCAAGUGCAGAAAGUGAGUGGGAGGGGGAUGACAGUAUGCACCCCCUCAGCGUCACCGGCAGGAACCCCGCCGCCAGCGAGAGCAACGUCGUCGACUAUCAUGAUGUCCGUCUUCCCGAUGUGCACCUGCCCUCAAAGACAAGGUCCGCCGUGCAGCAGAGUCGCAAUAGGAACAUGCCCCACCGCUACAAUCUCACACUCCUGCCCACAAAGACCCUGAAUGUGGGUGGACUUCGCCUUCCCUUCCCCACCGAACCUCCCUGUGCUAGUGGCAAGGAUUACAAGCCUGGGCGAGUAGUGAACACGUCUUUCGACUGUUUCCGCUGCGAGCACCGGAUGUCGGCACACGACAACCACCAGUGGCUGAAGUCAAUACUCGUCUCAUCCCGACUACGAAGGACAACGAAGCUACCGAGCUACUCCAAAGGCGACAUUUCCUGGGCGUUGUUCCCGCGGUAUUGGAGCAACCAGUAUCUCAGUCCCGAGCCAGAGAUCCAGGUGAAGACACCAGACACCCGCCCCAUUACACAGACACCCGACACCAUCUCCGGGCCAUGGCGAGGGGACAACAGUCGGUCCAUCUCAAUCAUCAACGGUCAGCUGACCAGGGAGGACCUGGAGGGUUUUCGUGGCUGCCAUGGAAAGGGGUCGUGUAAUUCUAAGAUGGAGAAGGAACAACUCACUCCUUGCAGGGCAUAUAAAUCCGAUACACAAUUGGGAGUGAACUUCAUGACGUAUGGGGACCUGUGGGGCCACAGUGCUGAUAUGAAGAACGAGAUCGCACGAGUGAACAGUCAGCUUUCUGAGAACGGAGCCCGUGAAACCACAUCUGUGACAUCCCAAAGUGACAAGAUUUCCAGGUUGUCUGUAUACUCAAGAGAAGGACAUGCCAGAGGAAGAUCAUCAGCCUUUGGGAUCACGAUGAGGCUACACAAUAACACCCCAGAGGAUGCCUACUAUGAACUGCACAGUGAGACUAAUGUUGAUGGGAGGAAAUGUUAUGAGGAAACCGAUGGGAUGAACGUAGUCCAUAUGGAUUAUUCAUUAACACCCACCCAGAAGAGGAGUCAUUGGAAUCACAUCUUGGGCGAGGAAGAUGAGUGUGGUCAGGAGGAGAAGCUUGAGGAUUAUCCCGAGGACCAGGAUCAAAGAUGCUUAAGUUUGGCCAGCACGCCUUCCUGGUGCUUAAGCAGGUCCUCUGUUGUCAGUGAGGGCUAUCAAAGGGCAUUCCCAAGCGACUUCUAUGAUGUGUCUGCUAGCGAAUGCUAUGACUCACUUGGUAGUGACAAUUAUGGAGGGUCCACAAAGCAAGGGUCAUUCAGCCAGAUCGACUGCAACACGUCUGCUGUAGAUAGAUACUCGACUUUACAGGGAAGAGGAAAGAAGUCGUCACAAGGACAACGGAAAGAGGCCGUCAGUCCUAUCAACUUUCAGUACCUCCAGCAUAGUUACGACGAAGACGGGUUCCUUCCGCAUCACCAUUGGCAGCAUAGUGUCCCCGGGGUGCACGACAACUCUGGUGGUGAGUCGACAGGAGAUGGUGCAAGUCUGGAUGACAACCGGACGUUGGGGGUAUCAGAUCAUCAACAGGAGCAACAGCUGGACAUUGAAGAUGAGGAGGAAGAAGACGAGGAGGAGGAUGGGGAGGCGGAGGACGAGGAUCCUGAUAAUAUGUUGCAAAAUCCUCAUUCCCAGUUUCUCCUCAAAAUGCGUCAAGAAAUGAACAGCAAACACACCGAACAGCCAUAUCCUGAACUCCGGCAGCCUUUGGGUAAAUAUUUCUGCUAUGCGCCCAUUGUGGACAAGCGUUACAACAGAUGGAAGAGACGGAAGCCAAAGAAACGUAAAAGAGUUGCCGUCAAGGUACACACCUACGACGGUAAGACAUCUACAAGCACGUCAAACGAGAGCACAGCAGUGGCAGAGGAAGAGAUCAAUGGUAGAGAGUUAAAGAAAGGAAAGCACUACAGGCGGGACGGGGCUAGGUCCCGAGGGAGAAAUAACAUGCAGCAGUCCACAGAUGACACCAAUCCUCAGGAGGCAUUGGACGCAAGCGCCCAGCUUCGGUUUCACCCUGUUGUUGACCGGUCCGACUUGACCUCAGCCGAGGAGACCCAACUUCCGGAAAGUACGGAAGCGUGUACGGAUUCCAGCAAGAGCAGCCUGACCUCUCGGUCCAGUGGAUCCUGUGGACCCGAACCUCGUUCCAAGGACAGUUUCAUCAUCCCCUCACCUGUGACCUUUGUGAACAUAGACGACCUGUGUCCGUCUCCCACCAAGGAGCCUAGCAGUCCAGAAUUGGAACACAGACGUCAAGAGCCGAUCAUCGAGCAGGAUAGGGCACGCAGUAGGGUAGCUUCCAUCCCGUCCAAAAACUACCCUCGCACACAGAAGAGUCUACUGUCCCUGAGUCUCAGGGGACCGACUUUUGAACAAGAGAUGAGUACGAUCGAUCCCAUGCAGGCUCUGCCGCGUACAGGCGCUCGACUCCCCCUCCUGAAAACCCAGAGGGAACGGUUGGCGCGCAGCUCGGGCAACAUCUCACGUAUCACUAGCAACACUUCCUGUCUCAACAAGAUGCAGCAGCGGCUUGGCUGGAUAAAGAGGGGCAUUCUACAGCAGAACAGUAACGCGGACCUGAAGCUGUCAGCCGAGAAGUGCGUCAUAUCCUCACCCCCACAGAGUCCGAUCCCCCUUCCCCGGGUCUCCAGGGCAAGCAGCAAGCACAAGUCGGCCAUCCCCAGGCAUACCAAAGCUUCGCGUGAGGAGAGUUUCUGUACGGUAGUCCGUGGUCACAAGAAGCAUGGUUCUACUGAGAAGAAGCAUGCAAAUAGACGGUCUUCGGUUUACGGGGUGCGGAGAGAGUACGUGACAGCUAGGGAGAGCGACGCUGAGGAGGAGCCACCAUUCACCCUCAAGGACCUUCUCUCCACACUCCCCAACUAUGAAUCUACCACCAAGGGACACCGAAAGAAGUCUCCCCCCAUACAGCAACUGACCGACUUCUUCGCCAGCAACUUUGUUAAAGGGAGUUUUCGGCACAAUCGGAAGCUUAAGCGCCCCCACGUGGACCGCAGUAUCUCGGCACUGUCCUUCACCCCAGCCUUCACCUUCUCCGUCUACACGCUGCCGCACGGCUACAGGUCGCGCAACAACCACCUGGGCGGGGCUACACACUAGCACGAGUUUUCAUUGCAAAUGGUUCCAUUUGUUGACAAGUGGGAAUUGUAAGGUUGUUGUUUUUAUUUUUAGGUCUGUUUGAAACAUUAAACCACGAUGUUGGUAAACUGUAAUCAUAUUGAAUUUAUUGGAUAUUAUUUUAUGAUUUGAAAUAUCUUUUGACUUAAAGUAACAUUUAAAAUAAUUUUAAGUUAUUGUAUCAUCGAACAUAUAUGUGUCAGAGAACUGAGCUUAGGUCAAGAUAUGAUAAAUUUUAUUUUUAUUGUGUGAAAUAUGUGUAACUGAGAGAUAAUUGUGGCCAUGUUGUUAAUAUAAGAGGUAUGGAGGAUAUGGCAAUGAUGUACACAAUUGUUUGAUCAUAAUAUAUAUUUAAGAUUUCAUUUUGAAAUAUGCUGUGGGUACAGAUUUAAUAUACUUAAGUUUUAAAAGACAUUCAAUACUGUCGAUCUUUUAUAAUUGUAUACUCCAUCACCUUUUUACGUUUAACACUAUGACACUAGAGUAUACCUGGCACUUGCGGAGUAUACCUGGCACUAGCUACAGGUAGAAUUAGAGGUACUAAUUACUGUGACGGGUUUCAGCAGAAUCACAGACACCGACUUGGUUUGGAAAGUUUACUAGUGUCCUUGUGUAUGUAGUAUAUAAAACAACAUGGCACAUAAUUCAACGAAAUAAAUUAUAAAAAUUA